Caenorhabditis sp. 36 PRJEB53466 is the source of this 1773-nucleotide messenger RNA. The record is from the annotation of a GenBank genome assembly. NCBI's taxonomy places the organism in Eukaryota, Metazoa, Nematoda, Chromadorea, Rhabditida, Rhabditidae.
AUGAUUUCACUGGCGAAAAUCUCUCGACUUUUCUUUUUCGUGGUGAGUUGUAUUAUUAAUACAAUGUCAGUCGAAGAGAAAUGAACCGUUUUGUAGCUCCCUCUGCUGAGUGGAGCAGCCGGACAAUUCGACGCAGAUGUACGAUGGUCCUGCACCGAUGAAAUCGUGUCCGUGUUUGUCCGCACACCCAGAGCAUUCGAAGGACUCGUGCAGACGAAAGGAGCAGAGUCCGAGAAUUGCAGAGUUCAAGGAUUCGGGACGAACGUGGCCGUGCUGAAGUUGAAUUUGAAGUCGGAAGAGUGCGGAGUGAAGUAUGACGCGGCAUCUAGAACUCAUUCGGUGACUGUCGAUGUUCACUCUCAUCCGGUUCUCAUUGUCGAAGGAGACAAAUCAGUGAACAUCACGUGCCGGGAAGUUGGGAAUGGAACACAGACGAUGAGCCUAAGGAAUUCUCAUGCCUCUUCUGAUUAUCAACUUCGUGUUCUGUCGAGUCGUCUUCCAAUUGAAACCGUCCGAUAUUCCCAACCGUACACCCUUCAGGUAGUUGUCUUCAGGAAUACCUCAAAACCUGAAUCUUGUCUUUUCAGAUCCGUUCCCUUGUGAACCAACAGUCUUCAUCAUUCUUUGUCGGACAAUGCAACGCUCAACCAGUCGGCGGAAAUGUGAGUGUCCAACUGACAGAUCCGGUCGGAUGUGCUCUUUUCAAAUCAAUCAUGGGGAACUUUGCGAGGAGAGAAUCGGUCGAAGAGGCUGAAAUUCCGUCAAUGUUCCGGUUUCCCAAUGCGCAACAGCUCAAGAUAUCGUGUGUUGUGACGGAAUGCGACGGAAACUGUGAAACGCGCUCUUGCGAUACCGACUCUUCUGCUUCGUCGCUUCUGGAGAAAACGACUGCAAGUGUGGAAUCGGACGAGCAACAGACAGUCUGGAUCGUAGUGAAUCUGGAAGAAGCCGUGGCAGCACUCCCCGAAUUGUCUGACAGUGCUGACGACGAAGUAAUUGUGCACCACGUGGCAAGAGACGCAGAAACUCCGCCGCCCACUUUGAUUGUUCAGAAGAACCGAGAUGAAUACUACGAGAACGAGUGCAUUUCGGAAGCAGAGUUCAAACUAAUGUAUUACCUUUGUAUCUUCCUAGCAAGUAAGUGAAAAACAUAUUUUAAGAGAGACCGUAUCCUAUGAACUUUCAUUUCAGUCUGUUCGAUUGUUGGCUUCACAAUGAACAUUGUACUCGCAAUAAUAUUAAAGAGGAGAUCGGCGAAGAAAUCGAAGAAACAACUGCCUGUGGAACAGUUGCAAAUACCCAAAUCUUCUGUCGUCCAACCCGAUUUCUGGAUAAUUGAGAACGCGAAAGGUGGGGAAUUUCAAUGUUUUUUUAACAAACAUUUUAUUUCAGAAGCACCGGAAAUGAAUUAUUUUGAACAACGGCGGGAUUCGCUGUCUUCUUAUGCAUCUGUAAGUAGUCUAAACAUUAAAGUAACAACUAUUCACUUCUGCAGAAGCCGAACCGUCGUAUUAUUCCUGUAACUUCCGAGUACGGAGUUGCUGCCUCUCGCAGUUCUGCAGCGUCCUCUUCGGAUGACAGAAGUAGCAACGAGAUUUACAGGUUUUUAGGGAACUCUUCAUAGGAACCAAUGUUUCUUUCAGACGACCCAAUCAGAUAGUGAUGGCUCGUCCGGAGGCUCGUCACAGUAGUUCGACGUUCAUGACGCACUCGACGACGAUGGAGACGGACAUCGACAGUCAAGCAUCCAAUCAGGCCACAUCCUAUCACUAA